AUUUAUUCGAGGAAUUGAUCCAUCAUUUGAUAGUCUUGCAUCACGUUUUCUUCAAGAAGAAAUCGAUGGAAAAGCUCUUUUACUUUUAACAACUGACACAUUAAUGAGACAUAUGGGCUUAAAACUUGGUCCAUCACUUAAAAUUAUUCAUCACAUUGAAAAAUUAAAAUGA
Adineta steineri is the source of this 172-nucleotide messenger RNA. Lineage: Eukaryota; Metazoa; Rotifera; Eurotatoria; Adinetida; Adinetidae. The record is from the annotation of a GenBank genome assembly.